Vigna umbellata (rice bean) is the source of this 1376-nucleotide messenger RNA. Its product is annotated as lipid phosphate phosphatase 2-like. Gene Ontology annotation, biological process: phospholipid metabolic process; phospholipid dephosphorylation. Lineage: Eukaryota; Viridiplantae; Streptophyta; Magnoliopsida; Fabales; Fabaceae. Gene Ontology annotation, molecular function: phosphatidate phosphatase activity. Gene Ontology annotation, cellular component: membrane. The record is from RefSeq and is a predicted model, not a curated record.
UUCAUUCUCCAUUUAGGAGGCUUUCCCCUUUUGUCACUUUCCACAUAAACCUGGAGGCAUUAACCAUAGACUUCCUUCUUUUAAAUUCCUCAUUCUCUUUCCCACGCAGACACUCUUCCUCUAAAUUCUGUUUCACCAACCUCUUACAGGCAUGAGCAAGGGACAGAGAGCGUGUUAUCUGAAAGACUGAAACUAAUAAAAUUGAAAUUUGGGAGUUACAUUCAGACUGCAAUUAAAAAAUGCCUGAAGAUCAGUUAAGCAGACGUACUAUUAAAUCACAUGGAGCUAAAGUUGCAAGGAGACAUAUGCAGGACUGGUUGAUUCUUUUGCUUCUUGCUAUCAUUGAUGCUAUCUUGAAUGUGAUAGAGCCAUUUCACCGUUUUGUUGGACAGGGGAUGAUGACCGACCUAAGUUACCCAUUGAAAGACAAUACUAUACCCUUUUGGGCUGUACCAAUAGUAGCAAUAUUGUUGCCAAUAGUCGUCAUUCUUGUUUACUAUUUCUUCCGAAAGGAUGUUUAUGACUUCCACCAUGCUAUUCUGGGCCUUUUAUUCUCUGUACUCAUUACUGCGGUGAUAACCGAUGCUAUCAAAGAUGGUGUGGGACGGCCACGCCCAGACUUCUUCUGGCGUUGUUUCCCUGAUGGGAAAGGGGAGUUUGAUCCAGUAACAACGGAUGUCAGAUGUACAGGAGACAAGGCUGUUAUUAGAGAAGGGCACAAAAGUUUUCCGAGUGGACAUACCUCUUGGUCCUUUGCUGGUCUUGGUUUUCUUGCAUGGUAUCUAUCUGGGAAAAUUAAGGUGUUUGACCGUAGGGGUCAUGUUGCAAAGCUUUGUAUAGUGUUCUUUCCCCUUCUCGUGGCAUCUAUGAUUGCUGUCUCUCGUGUUGAUGACUAUUGGCAUCAUUGGCAAGAUGUUUGUGCUGGAGGGCUUAUAGGUUUGACAAUCGCUUCCUUUUGUUACUUGCAAUUCUUUCCACCUCCAUAUGAUAAAGACGGAUGGGGACCUCGUGAAUAUUUCCAAGCAUUGGUUGAUUCUAAUACUUCUUCGAAUUCUUCGAACAGCAACGACAAUAUUUGUGCUCAACAAACUGAGGUUCAGAUUGUAUCUUUGUGUAUCCCACCCCACCAUGAUGGUGAUGCACGAGUAAUUAAUAGAUUGAACUCCAACCCCACGUUAGAUGAAUCACAAAUUGCACGGGUACACUGACUUACGGUACAUUAACGAUGUAUGUUACAAAAUAAAGUUCAAUUAAAAUUCUUUUGUAAAACAAUGCCAUAGUAUAUUGACGGUUACAAAAUGCACUAUAUCAAUUACUUAGCUUGAGAGAUGUUGGUUGGAAUAGAAAUAUCUUACUAUUUUACAUUGAAACAAUAG